Molecule: messenger RNA, 1293 nt
Organism: Penicillium salamii
Lineage: Eukaryota; Fungi; Ascomycota; Eurotiomycetes; Eurotiales; Aspergillaceae
Source: the annotation of a GenBank genome assembly
AUGGUGGCUCACUCAGGUCACACCAUUGUGAUCAAACUCGGAACGAGCUCCAUCGUCGACGAGAAAACGCACGAACCUAUUCUGUCAAUCUUAACCCUGAUUGUGGAAACCGCUGCCAAACUUCACAGGGAUGGACACCGUGUGGUAUUGGUGUCCUCUGGAGCCGUUGGCGUCGGUUUGCGGAGAAUGGAUGUAGACCAAAGACCGACAUAUCUGCCCAGGAUACAGGCUCUUGCUGCGGUAGGCCAAUGUCGACUAAUGAGUCUCUGGGACAACUUGUUCUCCCACCUCCGCGUCCCUGUCGCUCAGAUCCUUUUGACAAGGAACGACAUUGCUGAUAGAACCCAAUAUGUCAAUGCCCAAAACACAUUUGGACAAUUGUUCGACAUGGGUGUGAUCCCAAUUGUCAACGAGAACGAUACCUUGGCUGUUUCUGAAAUUAAAUUUGGCGACAAUGAUACCCUUUCUGCAAUCACAGCGGCGAUGGUCAAGGCCGAUUACCUUUUCCUCAUGACCGAUGUUGACUGCCUUUAUUCAGAGAAUCCUCGAAACAACCCCAAUGCGAAACCCAUCGAGGUCGUGACUGAUAUCUCCUCCUUGGAGGCCGAUGUUUCAUCAUCGGGUUCCUCACUCGGUACUGGAGGCAUGAGCACGAAGAUUGUAGCCGCCAAGCUUGGAACCAGCGCCGGUGUAACAACCAUCAUCACCAAAAGCUCGAAACCAGGGAAUGUGCACGAGAUUGUGAAAUAUCUACAAUAUCUCGAGGCGCAAGCCAAUGGUACCGGAACCGAAGGAAUUGAGCCACCGACUGCCCCUCUUCAUACUCGCUUUAUCCGCUCGCAAACCCCCAUUCAAUCGCGCACUUUCUGGCUUCUCCAUGGACUGUAUCCCCAUGGUACUUUGUACAUUGACCAUGGGGCUUACAACGCACUUUUGAACAAUGCCAACCUACUUCCAGCUGGAGUUGUCGGGGUUGAAGGCCACUUUGGACAGCAAGAAGCUGUGCGGUUAGUGGUUGUUGAAAAGCCUUCCCGGGACGCCUUGAAUGGCGACUUUGUUCAUCACAGUGAUGAACCCAAGGAAGUCGGCCGGGCCCUUGUGAAUUACGGAAGCCUCGAGAUUGCGCACAUCAAGGGUCACCGCAGUACCCAAAUCGAAUCGCUCCUCGGCUAUGCCGAUAGCGAUUAUGUGGCUAUGCGAGAGAACAUCUCCUUCCAUCCCGAGGAGCACAGCCCUGGCCAUACCUCGACCCCCUCAUUAACACCGGCAUUGGAAGCCUGGAAGACGCCAUGA